GGGUGAUUUCAUCAAGGAACAGGACAAAGAGAGAAGGCACUUCCUAUGUGUUGUACAUGUCUACGUAUCUUAUUUCGGUUCAAGAUCAUCAGAGUGUCAGAUGUCAGUAAGCGAGGAUAUGGAGAAUACAGACCUGCUUGGUCUAAUCUUCCCAGAUGAAGACCCAGGAUCCGGCGAUCUGUUCCUCACAGAGGGGAGUAACUUGCUGGAGGAUUUGCUUUCAGAGCAAGAUAUGCUGAGUGGAAUGGAUACAGAGGACUUUCUCAGCAGUCUUCUGGGAGAGGAAGAGGACGGCCUGACUAUCAACUGCUUGUCUCAGUCUCCUCACGGCAGCGACAGCGGCAUCUCUGAGGACACCCCCCCUCCACACGAUAGCAGCGAGACAGACACCGUCCCCAGUCCAGUCUUCGAGCCUGUCAUUAUAAUCAAAACAUGUUUUUUCUUCUGCCUUCCAGGAAUGUCUCGAGCCCUGCGGUCUUAUCCAGCUAUACUGAAAGACGACAUUAUAUCCACGUCUGCUAAAGAAGUGCCAGAGCAGGAUGUCCUCCUCAUGGCCACUGUAGAGAAUAACCAGGUGCUGCUGUCCGGUGCUCAGAACCACACACCUGACUACCAGCGGGUCGAGCAGUCUGACUCUGAGUCUGGGGUCAACAGCAACUCCUCCGCUGACUUCCCCAGUCCUGCCCAGUCAGAUCUCAAAGCGGACGCAUCUCUCUCAGAGUCCCACAGGAACUCAGCAGCGUCUCCGGUGAUGUACGACGGCCAGAGCAAAACCAAGGAGAGCUGGAUGGAGCAGAAACCCACUUCAGUUAUAAUACAACAGCACCGAUCUGAUGAAAUGUAGGAGAGCAUCUAAAACAAAACUUGCUUUGUUUUAGAUGAAAGAUUCAGUAUAGCCAUUUUCUCUUCAUUGUAGCAUCCCAGCCUGACCCCUUUUUCCUUAAUUUUUUUAUUUUUUACAUGAAUCUACUGUCAUGCUAUAAUACCACUUUUUUAUACCCAGCCAUUUCUUAGGACAUUAUUGUUCUAUUCAUCUGCGCACAAAUUAUGAUUCUUUUUCAAUGGAAACGUGAAGGAGUCGUG
Sinocyclocheilus grahami is the source of this 1083-nucleotide messenger RNA. RefSeq lists its product as uncharacterized. Lineage: Eukaryota; Metazoa; Chordata; Actinopteri; Cypriniformes; Cyprinidae. Gene Ontology annotation, cellular component: nucleus. The transcript has 4 exons. Gene Ontology annotation, molecular function: RNA polymerase II cis-regulatory region sequence-specific DNA binding; DNA-binding transcription factor activity, RNA polymerase II-specific. The coding region runs from base 101 to 844 and encodes 247 amino acids. The record is from RefSeq and is a predicted model, not a curated record. Gene Ontology annotation, biological process: regulation of transcription by RNA polymerase II.